AUGAAUAGACAGAGCGGUAUGAAUGCAGGCGUGCAGAACAAUCCACCCUCCCGAGUGGUGUAUCUGGGGUCGAUACCAUAUGAUCAAACAGAAGAGCAGAUCCUUGAUUUGUGCAGUAAUGUGGGGCCCGUGAUCAAUUUAAAAAUGAUGUUUGACCCUCAAACCGGCAGAUCGAAAGGAUAUGCGUUCAUCGAAUUUAGGGAUCUGGAAUCAAGUGCCAGUGCAGUACGUAAUUUGAACGGCUACCAACUAGGCUCCAGAUUUUUGAAAUGCGGCUACUCCAGUAAUAGUGAUAUAUCGGGUGUUUCACAGCAGCAACAACAGUAUAACGUCAGUAAUGGGAAUAACAACAAUAAUAAUGGAAAUAAUAACAAUAACAAUAACAAUAACAAUAACAAUAAUAAUAGUAAUAAUAAUAAUAAUAAUACUAAUAACAAUAAUAACAAUAAUGGCACCGAUUUUCAAAGCAGCGGAAAUGCAAAUUUCCUGAACCUGAAAUUUCCUGAAUUACCAUCAGGUAUCGAUGUCAACAUAAACAUGACCACUCCUGCUAUGAUGAUAUCUAGCGAACUGGCCAAAAAACCCAAAGAAGUACAGUUGAAAUUUCUACAAAAAUUCCAAGAUUGGACAAGAACGCAUCCCGAAGACGCUGUUUCUCUAUUAGAACUAUGUCCACAGCUGAGUUUUGUUACAGCGGAGCUACUGCUAACCAACGGGAUAUGUAAAGUGGAUGAUUUGAUUCCGUUAGCUUCCAGGCCGCAGGAAGAGGCGUCCCCUACAAAUAGCAGCAGUCUCAACGAGGUGGUGGACCCAGCUGCGCUCAACAAGCAGAAAGACCUAUUAAAGCAAGUAUUGCAAUUGAACGACAGUCAAAUUGCUAUUUUGCCCGACGAUGAAAGGAUGGCCAUUUGGGAUCUCAAACAAAAGGCCUUGAGGGGAGAAUUUGGUGCAUUCUGA
Molecule: messenger RNA, 957 nt
Organism: Saccharomyces kudriavzevii IFO 1802
Lineage: Eukaryota; Fungi; Ascomycota; Saccharomycetes; Saccharomycetales; Saccharomycetaceae
Gene: RNA15
Product: Rna15p
Exons: 1
Coding region: 1-957 (318 amino acids)
Biological process (GO): mRNA 3'-end processing
Cellular component (GO): mRNA cleavage and polyadenylation specificity factor complex
Molecular function (GO): mRNA binding
Source: RefSeq, a predicted model, not a curated record